AUGGUGGUGGAGUUUCAGAUCGUGAAUCAGCAGUGCGAAACGUGCCAAAAGUCCUUCACUCCGCAUGCCUACAAUGCCAUCGUGCAGGUGAGGCAGAAGGUACCCCACAGGAGGACCUUCUGCUACUUGGAGCAGCUCAUUUUGAAGAGUGAUGCUCAUGCAAAGGUCACCUCCUUGAAGGAGACCCGAGAGGGUCUGGACUUCUUCUUUGAAACGAAAAGCCAUGCACAGCGCUUUGCCGAUUUCGUCGAAGCGCAUGCUUGUGGUGCAUGUGCCGAAAGGGCACUCGACAGCGCUCAAUGGAGCGCCACCUUUGAUGCUUUGCCACAAGGCUCUUUGCUCGGAACCUGUCCGCAGGUCACCAACGCGAUUCGAUUUGUCGAUCCUGUGUCCCUUCGAAGCCGACAGCUGAGUUAUGACAUUCCAAAUCCGGAUGCUUGCUCAAAGCAGAACCAUGUCUGCGGGAAGGACCAUCUCACCGAGUUUGUCGUGUUGAAUGUGGAGCCUCUGGAGAAGCCAGAGGUCGGAGUGGGAGAGCCGCAGUUGCCAAGGCCGCAGCAGCAGCUAGGCUCAUGGUGCAGCGCUCAGCCGGCGCUGGUUCAGAGCAGCAGCUUGAAGCAGCCGCAGGCAUCCUUCACGCCAGUCGCCGGCAGCGCUGCCAGACACAACCUCCCAGCACGAGGAAAGAUGACCUUGGCUGAUGUGGAGGUCGCCCGUGCCUGCGACCUGGGUGUCAACGACGACCGUGUGAUUGUCCGGAGCCAUCUGGGUCAAUUUCUCAGGCCAGGUGGCCGCGUCAUGGGCUAUGACCUGCGCACGGUGAAUGUCAGCGGGCUCUCAGACGAGGCCUUGAAGGCCAUAGCUGUCGCCCCGUGGGAUCUAAGGAGGUUGAACAAAGAAACCGUUGAAGGUGAAGAUCCCAUCGACGAUGAUGCUGACAUGGAGGCCUUGAAGCGUGACUUGGAAGAAGAUCCAGAGCUCCGGAAAGGCGUCAACAUGUACAGGACGCCGCCGCGCGGACGAGGCGGAGGCUCUGAGCCGACGGUGCCGUUCGCGGCCAGGACGCCUGGACCGGAGGCGAAGAAGGACGAGACGAAGAAGGAGGAUGACCCUGAUGGUGAGGAUGAGGAACGCAGUUGUGCUUGGUGCCUCUUGCAGAGCUGCUCGAAGGGCUGGAGCUGCGGGAUGAUUGAGCGUUCGGUGACGUCUGAGACGUCCGGACGGCGCUUCAUCACGGCGAACAAGAUGAAAAUAGCCUUGCUGAAAUAUCCCAAGCGGGAAAAGGCCCAUGAGCUCCUGGCUCAGCUGGACUUCCAUUUCCAUUGCGACAAGGACCCAGAUUGCUCAGUGAGUUCGACCGAAUGCACCGAGUUGCUGCAAGCCUUGAAAGACAUGCGGAAGAAGCUGACCACACUGCAGAAAGAUGCUGCUGUUUUGGAGGAGAAAUGCGUCCAACGGGCCAACCAGCCUCGAAAGGCUUCCAAAGCGCCUGCCUCGUAUGUAGAGAUGAAGGUUCAGCUGCUGCUGAGCUACUUGAUCUCUUUGACUUACUAUCUUUUGCUCAAGGUCAAAGGUGUUUCGCUGCGAGACCACCCCGUGGUGCUGCGCUUGCUGUGGAUCCGAACGCUCAUUGAGAAGCUGAAGCCCGUGGAUCAACGCCUGCAGUAUCAGAUGAACAAACUCUUGCAGUGGAAAGAUGCCAAAGCCGCGGAGCAGCUUGCAGGAUCGACGGAUGCUCAUGCAUUGCGGCCUGGUCAGCUGGUGGCAUCAGUGCAGGAUGAAGAUGCCGAGGACGCCCAGGAGGCGGAGGAACUUGCCUCGGCCCCUAAGGACGAGGAGGGCCACUUGGGAGCGUACAAGCCGCCCAAGAUCUCCCAGGUGGAGUACACUGGAGAUCACAUCUCUAUGCAGGAACGCGCAGAGAAAGAACUGGACAGAAAGAAGGCCCGACUGGAACGAAGUGAGUUUAUGCGCAGUUUGCGUGAGGAGUUUACUGAUGCUCCGCGAGAGAUCAUGGCGGAGGAGCGGUCCGCACGUGUGGAGAAAGCCACUCGCAUGCUUCGGGAACAGCAAGAGUUCGAAGAGGACACCAUGCAGCGUGUCAAAGUCAAGAAGGCCGAGCUGCGGCGACAGAAGCAAGCUUUGAGGGAAGGGCAUGCAACAUCUGGUGGUGCCGUGUCUCUCUUUGAUGUUGCCUCGGACUUUGGUGAGAUCAUGCGAGGAGUCCCGCGCUGCCUUGCAUUUCAAACUCGUUGUCUGUUCCUGCAGGAGCUGGAAAGGGCAAAGGCCGCUUCGCUUCUUCACCUCGACAGACUCGAAACGCACCUCCGAAACGCAAAGGAGUUUCGCAUCUCUGACACGUCGCAAAGGAGUUUUGCAAGAGUACGAAGAGGCCAGAUCCCGAGAGUCCAGUUUCUCAUAUAG
Durusdinium trenchii is the source of this 2424-nucleotide messenger RNA. Lineage: Eukaryota; Dinophyceae; Suessiales; Symbiodiniaceae. The record is from the annotation of a GenBank genome assembly.